ACAGCUGCAAGCCCCGCCUUCUCCUCCGGCAAACAUAUAAAUAAGACCGAGCGCUCCCGCUGCUUCAUUCUGCUUCCUACAGCCCAUCCUUGCACGUCGGCACAAAGGAGACAGACAGCCUAAAAAUGCGUGAGUGUAUUUCAAUGCAUGUCGGCCAGGCCGGAGCCCAGAUGGGCAAUGCAUGCUGGGAGCUCUACUGCCUGGAGCACGGCAUCCAGCCUGACGGUCAGAUGCCCAGCGACAAAACCAUUGGAGGUGGAGACGACUCUUAUAACACCUUCUUCAGCGAGACCGGAUCCGGAAAGCACGUCCCCAGAGCCAUCUUUGUGGAUCUGGAGCCCACUGUGAUCGAUGAGGUUCGUACAGGAACCUACCGGCAGCUCUUCCACCCGGAACAGCUGAUCACCGGCAAAGAGGACGCCGCCAACAACUACGCCCGCGGUCACUACACAGUCGGCAAGGAGAUCAUCGACCUGGUUCUGGACAGAACUCGCAAACUGGCCGACCAGUGCACGGGUCUCCAGGGUUUCCUCAUCUUCCACUCCUUCGGCGGAGGAACCGGCUCCGGCUUCACCUCCCUCCUGAUGGAACGCCUCUCUGUCGACUAUGGAAAGAAGUCCAAGCUUGAAUUUGCGGUGUACCCGGCUCCUCAGGUGUCCACGGCUGUGGUGGAGCCCUAUAACUCCAUCCUGACCACGCACACCACCCUGGAGCACUCGGACUGCGCCUUCAUGGUGGACAACGAGGCCAUCUACGACAUCUGCCGCAGGAACCUGGACAUCGAGCGCCCCACCUACACCAACCUGAACAGGCUGAUCGGGCAGAUCGUCUCCUCCAUCACCGCCUCCCUGCGCUUCGACGGCGCCCUGAACGUGGACCUCACGGAGUUCCAGACCAACCUGGUGCCGUAUCCCCGCAUCCACUUCCCCCUGGCCACCUACGCCCCGGUCAUCUCCGCCGAGAAGGCGUACCACGAGCAGCUGACUGUGGCUGACAUCACGAACGCCUGCUUCGAGCCGGCCAACCAGAUGGUGAAGUGCGACCCCCGCCACGGUAAAUACAUGGCCUGCUGCCUGCUGUACAGGGGCGACGUCGUUCCCAAAGACGUCAACUCCGCCAUCGCCACCAUCAAGACCAAACGCAGCAUCCAGUUCGUGGACUGGUGCCCCACCGGCUUCAAGGUGGGCAUCAACUACCAGCCGCCCACCGUGGUACCCGGCGGCGACCUGGCCAAGGUGCAGCGGGCGGUCUGCAUGCUGAGCAACACCACGGCCAUCGCAGAGGCCUGGGCGCGGCUCGAUCACAAGUUCGACCUCAUGUACGCCAAGCGGGCCUUCGUCCACUGGUACGUCGGCGAGGGGAUGGAGGAGGGCGAGUUCUCAGAGGCCCGGGAGGACAUGGCCGCCCUGGAGAAGGAUUACGAGGAGGUGGGAACCGACAGCGUUGGAGAGGAAGACGAGGGAGAAGAGUACUGAAGUGUCCCCGCUGAGCUUCCGUCACAAUCGGUCAUUUUAGGUUGUGCCUUCAAUAAAUGAAACGAAAUAAAAA
Cyprinodon variegatus (sheepshead minnow) is the source of this 1548-nucleotide messenger RNA. It is a transcript of the gene tuba4a, whose product is annotated as tubulin alpha 4a. The record is from RefSeq and is a predicted model, not a curated record. Lineage: Eukaryota; Metazoa; Chordata; Actinopteri; Cyprinodontiformes; Cyprinodontidae. The transcript is spliced from 4 exons. Gene Ontology annotation, biological process: mitotic cell cycle; microtubule cytoskeleton organization. Gene Ontology annotation, cellular component: cytoplasm; microtubule. The coding region runs from base 126 to 1475 and encodes 449 amino acids. Gene Ontology annotation, molecular function: GTP binding; structural constituent of cytoskeleton.